UUAUCUAUUUGUUCAUUCAUUUAUCACAAAAACAAGGAAGACUAUAGGCAUUUCGAUGUAAUUUUCAGGUUGAUUUCAUGGCAAAAUUCGGCUACCUUCAGAUCGACAAUAAUAACGAUGGACCACAGGCGCUUAUCGAUCCGAAUUCCAUGUCAGAUGCGCUGAAAACUGUGCAAAGUUUUGGAGGCAUUCCUCAAACUGGCCUAUUGGAUGAGGCCACUAUCAAGUUGAUGCAAAGACCACGAUGCGGUGUACCAGAUAUCCUACCGAACAACCGUAAAAAACGAGAAAUUCCUUGGUCUUAUGGCUGGAACAAAGCUUUCAUCACCUAUUUUGUAGGCGAAACAUUCAAAAUCUCAAGAGACCUGGCAAGAAUCGAAAUAAAGGAUGCAUUUGAGAAAUGGGAGAAAUAUUCGAGGUUGAAGUUUAUUGAGACAUCGGACAAAGAAAAAGCAGAUAUCGUUAUCCUUUUCAAAUCGGGGAAUCAUGGAGAUGGGAAUCCAUUUGAUGGAAAGGGUUAUAUCCUCGCUCACGCUUUCAGUCCAAGCGAUUAUCAUGGAAUCAGUGGCGAUAUUCAUUUUGAUAACGAUGAAAAUUGGGCAAUAGAUUCCAAUCGGCAUG
Molecule: messenger RNA, 621 nt
Organism: Nilaparvata lugens (brown planthopper)
Lineage: Eukaryota; Metazoa; Arthropoda; Insecta; Hemiptera; Delphacidae
Product: matrix metalloproteinase-24-like
Exons: 4
Biological process (GO): collagen catabolic process; proteolysis; extracellular matrix organization
Cellular component (GO): extracellular matrix
Molecular function (GO): zinc ion binding; metalloendopeptidase activity
Source: RefSeq, a predicted model, not a curated record